Molecule: messenger RNA, 845 nt
Organism: Closterium sp. NIES-67
Lineage: Eukaryota; Viridiplantae; Streptophyta; Zygnematophyceae; Desmidiales; Closteriaceae
Source: the annotation of a GenBank genome assembly
AAAUUCCCUUGGCAGAAAAGCGACAUCUGCUACAGUGGGACAACGACAUCGCGUACCGAAAAGGAUCAAUGAAGAUAUGGGUACCUAAUUACCCUCCAUUGCGCCAGUUACUACUCGAAGAAUACCACGACGUCCUAUACGCGGGGCACUUUGGUAGCAACAAGACGCUCACCGGUAUCGCCAAACACUACUACUGGCCCCACAUGGCAGAUGACGUACAGAAAUUCGUCACCUCGUGCACUACAUGUCAGCGGAUGAAGAGCAGCAAGCAUAAAAAGGCGGGUCUACUACAGCCUCUUCCUGUCCCAGAAGAACCAUGGCAAGUGGUCAGCCUAGACUGCAUCACCGAGCUACCAACUACCACGAGCGGACAUGAUGCGAUCCUCGUCGUCAUUGACAAGUUCUCCAAAAUGGGACACUUCAUCCCCACACACACCACACCACGCACCGAGGAGACGACACAACUCAUUGUUCGCUACAUCAUCUCACAACGUGGCAUUCCAACCACACUCAUCUCCGACCGAGACCCUAAGUUCACCAAUAAAUUCUGGAAAGAACUGAUGUCUCUACUCGGGACCAAACUCGCCAUGUCGUCCGCCUACCAUCCACAGACAGGUGGACAGACCGAGCGCCUCAACCAAAUUGUGGAGCAACUCCUCCGCGCAGCCUGCAAGGAUGACAUCUCCAAAUGGGACUUUCAUCUGCCCGUCCUGGAGUUUGCCUACAACAAUGCCACUACUGGACAGACGCCGUUCUUCCUCUGUUACGGACGCCACCCACUCACACCGCAACAGCCAACCAUCCCAGCCACAGUCUAACUCGCUCAUGAUUUCAUCACGACCAUG